AUGGCGAAAAAGACUACGCGAGAUGGCGCAGAGAAACCGAAAGAAGGAAAGAAUACGCGAGAUAUUACGGUGCGACAGCUGUCUGGGAAGGAAUGCUCAUUCAGAGUGCUGCGAGACAUGACAGUCCGUGAGUUGAAAAUCGCCCUGCAUGGGUGGCUCUCCUGCGAAGAUGAAGCAAAGCGCGACGUGAGCUCGGUGGAAGUGGUUGUUGGAGACCAGCCCUUGUUGAACGACCAGGAGAUGCUGUCAGAGGACAUGGGCCCAGUUCUGGCUUUCUUUAGCGUAAAACCGGUGACGUGCUCAAGCUUCCAAGCCUCCCGCAACAAGUGUGAAGAUUUGCGCGUGGUGGAUAUUCCACAAGGAGAAGGAAGGGUUGAAGAAGGGGCUUUCAUGCACUGUGGCUUUUUGGCAAGCGUGACCAUCCCCAACUCCGUGACUGUGAUAGGAGAUGGUGCCUUCCAAGGUUGCAGCUCAUUGGCAAACGUGACCAUUCCCCACUCAGUCACUAGUAUUGGAGGAAGUGCCUUCCGAGAUUGCCGCUCAUUGGCAAACGUGACCAUUCCCCACUCGGUCACUCGUAUUGGAGGAAGUGCCUUCCGUGAUUGCCGCUCAUUGGCAAACGUGACCAUUUCCGACUCUGUGACUGAGAUUGGAGAAAGUACCUUCCAGGAUUGCUGCUCAUUGGCAGACAUGACCAUUCCCAACUCAGUCAAUCGUAUUCCGAGAGGUGCCUUCCGAGGUUGCAGCUCAUUGAAAAGCGUGACCAUUUUCGAGUCUGUCACUGAGAUUGGAGGAAGUGCCUUCCAGAAUUGCCGCUCACUAGCAAACGUGACCAUCCCCAACUCCGUGACUGUGAUAGGAGCUAGUGCUUUUGAAGGUUGCAGCUCGUUGGCUAACAUAACCAUCCCCGACUCAGUCACUCGGAUUGGAAGUUAUGCCUUUCAAGGUUGCAGCUCAUUGGAAAUCGGAAGACGAGAGGGGGCACCUUCUUUGGGAUCCCACUGA
Messenger RNA from Effrenium voratum, 1005 nucleotides. Lineage: Eukaryota; Dinophyceae; Suessiales; Symbiodiniaceae. The record is from the annotation of a GenBank genome assembly.